UUCUGGCUGAUAUCCGUGGGCUUUGUUGGUAGAUAUUGACAUAGACAUGACUAAAGGGCUUGUGAGAAUCAGACUGGCACGUUUUGGGCGUGUAGACCAGCCAGUGUAUAACAUUGUUGUUACGAAGAAGAGACUGGCCAGAGACCAGAAGCCGAUUGAGGUGCUGGGGACUUAUAACCCGAUUGCGCCACCGCUGAAGCCAUGGGAGAAGAAGCAGAAGCCUGCGAAGCACAUUGAGCUGGAUUUCGAUAGAACCAAGUACUGGCUCUCGGUGGUGAUAUCUUCAACAUUCGAUGACAAAACGACGGUUAACACCUCAAUCGUCAAUGUUCUCAAGAAACCGAGCAGAGAAUUGCCUGAUCAGAGCAUGUUGAACCUGUCGUUACUUGAUCAAUUCAAGGAGCAAGUACAUUGGUCGCAAUUGGCUUAUUGCACUAUAUCUCCAUACUUCAAAACAGGUCCUCUAGACCAAGCAUGCAUCGUCUAUGACUUCCAAAAGAAGAAUACAGCCAUUGAAAAGCAUUUCAUGCCAAUAUUUAAUGGAAUCCAUAGUGGUACGGGUAUACUUGGAGUUGAUCAUGACGAUAAGGUUGUGCAUUUGAGCUUCAGAGGUACAAUUACACCUGGUGAUUGGAAAUCUGACCUCAACAUUGGCCAAUGUUCGUACUCCCCAGUCAUCUCAACAAUAUCGGACUCAUUCAAGAGAAAGCACAAGAUAAAGAGCAUUGGAAAUAAGAUGAGGCCAUGCGAUGGUUGUCUGGUACACUGUGGAAUUUAUAGGUCCUUUGAGAAGUUCAUACCAAAAGUGUUCGCCAUGGUUCAACCGUACUUGAAUGAUGGUUACUCCUUAGAGAUAACUGGACAUUCAUUAGGAGGUGCAUAUGCCCAAUUAGCUGGAAUGGAGUAUCGAGUCAUGGGUUAUCAACCAAAGGUGGUCACUUUUGGACAGCUGAGAAUCACAAACCCGAAAUUGAGCCAAUGGAGCGAUGAACUCUUUGAAAGUGAAAGAUUCGCAAAGCUGAUAGAGAAGGGCUCGCUGAUACUGAAGGGUUCAUAUAUAAGAGUGGUUCAUCAGUCGGACUUCAUCACGAGGUUCCCUCCAAGAAUCCACCCACUAAAGGACUUCUCACAUUCAGGUGUGACAUUCGAGGUGUUGGGGUAUGACUUACCACAGAACAUGUCUAACGUCUUGUUCUUGGGUAAAGGUGACCCUGAAAGGGAUUGGAGCUGUAAUUCAGACUUCACAUCGAUCAAAACGUAUACUUUAGCCAUAGCACACACUGCUUACUUCAUUCCAAUCCCAUUGCCGGCAUUUGACGAUCCUAUGGAGGAAAUACAGUGAGUCAUUCUUGAUAGAGACAAAUGUCUCAUGUUUAUUUGUGCUGUCAUUGUUUAAAGGUC
This is a messenger RNA of Williopsis jadinii, 1401 nucleotides long. RefSeq names its product mitochondrial 37S ribosomal protein bS16m MRPS16 (gene MRPS16). The transcript has 2 exons. Gene Ontology annotation, biological process: lipid metabolic process; translation. Gene Ontology annotation, molecular function: structural constituent of ribosome. The record is from RefSeq and is a predicted model, not a curated record. NCBI's taxonomy places the organism in Eukaryota, Fungi, Ascomycota, Saccharomycetes, Phaffomycetales, Wickerhamomycetaceae. Gene Ontology annotation, cellular component: ribosome. The coding region runs from base 47 to 1342 and encodes 431 amino acids.